Molecule: messenger RNA, 1473 nt
Organism: Rotaria sp. Silwood1
Lineage: Eukaryota; Metazoa; Rotifera; Eurotatoria; Philodinida; Philodinidae
Source: the annotation of a GenBank genome assembly
AUGAGUUGUAAUGAAAGCCCUGCUCGUUUUGCAAAACGUUAUGGAUUACAUGGUAUUACAUUAUCAUCAAUAGGAAUGGAUGAUGUUACUGGAGAAUGUGGACAAGGUCCUUAUCCCUUAUUACAUGCUGUUGCUGAUGUUUUCGAUUUAUAUAUUAAUAAAUCAUCAGGCAUUUCAAUAACAAAAACAUAUUAUAGUUCAAUACCUUUUACAUUGGAUAAAAUUGAUGUUCGUCUUUGUACACAUUUAUUAAUUAAUUGUAAUAGCUCUUUAUUAUCAUCAUCAAUUUCUGAUAAAUUAAAAAAAAUAAAUUCGAAUUUAAAAAUUCUUCUUAAAAUACAAUUAAAUGAUGAUGAUAUAAAUAUAAAUCAAUUAAAAAUAGAUAUUAAUGAUAAAAAAGUUGACGGUAUUAAUAUAAAUAUUAAUUCAAAAACAUUUUCAAAUAAUAUAACUGAAAUAAUUAAGACAAUUCGAAAAUCAUGGUCGAAUAAAUAUUUAUUAACAAUUUCAUUUCAAGUUCCAACAGAUUCAACUGAUCAAACAUCAUUUCUUCAAAUGAUUGAAUUACAUAAAUAUUUUGAUUUACUUAUUCUUCUUCCGUUCGAUAAAAAAUCCAUAGAAAAUUAUAAUAAUAUUCAACCAUGGAAUAGUCUCUCUUCUUUUAUACCAGUUAAUCCAACAAAAAAUAUUGGAGAUUUUUCUAUGAUAUCAAUACUUCAUUUUGUUCUUUCAACUGGUUUACCAAAAGAAAAAUUAAUUAUGAGUAUUCCAACAUAUGGUUUAGCAUUUAAAUUAGAAGAUGAAAACAAAUAUCAAAUUGGUGAUCAUAUAGCAAAAAAAGAUUUUUCAGACCGUAUUAUACAUAAAGUUGGAAUACUUUCUUAUCAUAAAAUUUGUCAUCGUAUUCAAUCGCAUCAUUAUAAAAGAAUUUUUAAUAGUCAAAGUAUUUUAGUUACUGCUCAUUCAGAGAAAAACUUUAUUAUAUUUGAUGAUAUAGAACCAAUAAUGUUAAAUAAUAAUAUUAGUAUUAAUGGCACAAUUGAAUUAAAAGCAAAAUUUAUAAAAAAUUCACAAUUAGCUGGAGUAUUAAUAGAUUCAAUUGAUAUGGAUGAUUACACAGGUGUAUUUUGUCAUAAUGGUGUAUUUCCAAUCACAUCAACAAUUUUUCGUGUAUUCUUUAAUGAAACAACAUCUAAAAGCUCAAUUAAUAUAUGUGCAAAUGUGAAAACACUGGAAAUUCUUCCAGAUGAAAAUGAUUCACGUUAUUAUUACGUAUGCCAACCCAAUUCAGACAAACCAUAUGCUCAUCUCAUGUGUCCAUUAAAUAUGUAUUUCCAAGAUAAAUAUUGUGUUGAAGAACUAUCAGUAAGUUUUGAAUAUAUUUCUAUGUUAAAGUUUUACACCGGACUUUUUUUUUAUUCAUCAAGUUUUUAUAGACGUCUUGUAGUAGCAUUAGUAUUAAAUAAACGUUAA